Messenger RNA from Humulus lupulus (European hop), 1386 nucleotides. RefSeq names its product type IV inositol polyphosphate 5-phosphatase 11. The transcript has 8 exons. Gene Ontology annotation, cellular component: plasma membrane. NCBI's taxonomy places the organism in Eukaryota, Viridiplantae, Streptophyta, Magnoliopsida, Rosales, Cannabaceae. Gene Ontology annotation, molecular function: phosphatidylinositol-3,4,5-trisphosphate 5-phosphatase activity; phosphatidylinositol-3,5-bisphosphate 5-phosphatase activity. Gene Ontology annotation, biological process: response to jasmonic acid; response to salt stress; response to abscisic acid. The record is from RefSeq and is a predicted model, not a curated record. Bases 114 to 1190 code for a protein of 358 amino acids.
CCAAUAUUAUUGUCCAUUUGUUUUUUGUUUUUUUGUUUUUUAAAAAUAUUUAGCAUUACCACAAUUUUGUUGAAUCAAGAAGCAGGAAACAAAAAAGAAAAGAGAAAAAAAAAAUGGGAAAUCUCAGCUCCAGUAGUCAUGCUGGUAAAGGAUAUCGCAAGGAAAGAUCAAGGUGGAAGAAAAACUCAAAAGUUUCGAAGAAUAAUAAGGACAAGCCUACAAGUACUAGUAAUGGUCAUAGCCAUAAUAGCCAUGGCCAUGGUGGAAUAAACACCAUAAAGCCCAGAAAUCUUUGCAAUGAUGAGUUACCCACUGACUCCGAUAUUUGCAUUUGCGUGGUCACUUGGAACAUGAAUGGGAGGGUAUGUGAAGAAGAUUUGGCAGAGAUAGUGGGGAACAGGCGGCAAUUUGAUCUUCUAGUCGUUGGUCUGCAAGAAGUGCCUCGCCGAAACGUUUCACAACUUUUACAGGCAACUCUCCUUGAAUCUUACAUGCUAUUAGGAGAAGCCAUUAUGCAGUCUUUGCAGUUGUACGUUUUUGGGCCAAAGGGAUCAGAUUCCUUCACCAAAGAAUUGAAGGUAGAUAAGUAUGCAGUUGGGGGCUGCGGAGGAGUAAUUGGGAGGAAGAAAGGUGCAGUAGCUAUACGCCUCUACUACAAAUCCAUACAAAUGAUGUUCGUUUCUUGCCAUCUCUCCGCUCACACUGAAAAGGUGGAAGAGAGAAACUGGGAGUGCAGGCACAUAUCACACUCGCUCUUCUCAAAAAUAUGGAACCCUUAUGAAAGACCCACCCAGAUUACUGUUUGGUUGGGAGAUCUCAAUUAUAGGCUUCAAGGCAUUCAUUCACAUUCCGCCAGGAAUCUCAUCCGGAAAGAUCAUCACAAACUUCUGAUGAGCAAGGAUCAGCUACUGCAAGAGGCUGAAAGAGGGCACAUCUUCGAUGGAUAUUGCGAGGGUACAUUAACAUUCAAGCCAACAUAUAAGUACAACGUGGGAACCAAUAACUACGACACAAGUCACAAGGUGAGAGUGCCAUCAUGGACUGAUCGAAUUUUGUUUAAGAUAGAAGACAUGAAUCAAAUGGGAGCAACUUUGCACUCUUACGAAUCAAUGGACGAUAUAUACGGCUCUGAUCACAAACCUGUCAAAGCUCACCUCUGCUUAAGACCAUACAAUAACCUACAUUCUUAACAAACCACAUAUAUCCUUAUUUAUAUGAUCUCUACUCUAAUUCAUUAAUUGUUUUAUAUAAUAUAUAUAUAUAUAUAUACAAAAAAAAAAAAAAGUUAUUAGAUGAGUUGUUUGUGGAUAAUUUGUAGUUGACUUGAAAUUUCAACGAUCCAAUUAUCGUGUGUGAACAUGGAAACCAAAAUGUAGGCUUUCAACA